Messenger RNA from Suillus subalutaceus, 1277 nucleotides. Its product is annotated as aspartic peptidase domain-containing protein. The transcript is spliced from 8 exons. Gene Ontology annotation, molecular function: aspartic-type endopeptidase activity. NCBI's taxonomy places the organism in Eukaryota, Fungi, Basidiomycota, Agaricomycetes, Boletales, Suillaceae. The record is from RefSeq and is a predicted model, not a curated record. Gene Ontology annotation, biological process: proteolysis. Bases 1 to 1266 code for a protein of 421 amino acids.
AUGUCCUCAACGCACUUCGCCACUUUUGCCUUCGCUCUCAUCGUCUGCGGCAAGCUUCUGGAAAGCAAUGCCCUCGCCAUCAUUAGGGACGACCAUUCGACUGGAUUUUAUUUUAAUGCUUAUUACAAACCAACAAUCGAUGCUACGAACACAACUUUUGGAUCACUCAUUUCAGUUACUAGUGAAUCGGACUUAGAGGUGAUACCUCGGGCAGGUCAACAUUUCAACCUAGUACUCGAUACCGGGUCCAGCGAUCUGUGGGUCACUGGUCAACAAAUCAAGAUUAACAGCAAGACAUCUGACAAUAUCAACCUCACAUAUGGAAUUGGUUCCGCCUCAGGAAACAUCGCUUAUACCACUGUUCAACUCGGGACUUAUCAAGUGCAAAAUCAAGCGUUUUUAAAUGUCGACAAACCGUACAAGCAAGCGACUGAUGGAAUUCUCGGCCUUGGCUUUAUAUCACUAUCCAUGAUCGAGAAAAAAAUCAAGAACAAAGCCGCCCGUCCUAUAAUGGCAAACCUUUUUGAACAAAAUCCGUCAACACCGAAUUUUAUGGCUUUGGCGCUCGAGCGCACGAUUGAUAGUGAAAAUACGUCUGGAGGCGCUAUCACGAUUGGAGAAUACGAUCCACGAUUCAAGGAUGUCUCCGGGACACCUAAAUACCCCCUUGCGCCUUCGACGUCAUCGCGCUGGACUAUCGCGCUAUCGGGCAUGCAGGUCAAUGGCCACAACGUGGCACUCAAGUCGACAGUCAAGGGAGCGAAGAAGGGGACUGCUAUUUCUCUCAUCGACCAGCGGAACCAGUUUGGCGUACAUUCCCUCCGACGCUGUGGAUGCGAUAUACGGUGCCAUAAGCGGAUCGACCAGGCAAAUUUGUCUUUCUCAUUCGGCAACGAUUAUUUGCCCAUUAACCCGCUUGAAUUGACGAGGCUUGCAACUUUUACUGACGGCAAUGCUCAAUACACUGUUUGCACCUCCGCAUUCCGUCCGCAACUGUCGAAUACAGGCUCGGAUAUGGAUUUUUUGCUUGGUGAUAUAUUCAUGCGCAACGUCUACUCUGUCUUCAACUUUGGUAAUAUCACAUCCAAUAACGACGACGACAGGGGUGCCUCAAUCCAAUUCCUCUCAAGGUCAAACAAGGAUCAGGUUUACCAAGAUUUCCAACAACAACGCACUCAGAACUUGAAGAACCUUCCGCCGUUGUACGAUUUGUCUAAAAUUCGUUCAGACGGAACUUCUUCGGAUGGUGGACGCAUCAAUUCUUAGUUGGCGUAUAC